Notolabrus celidotus (New Zealand spotty) is the source of this 2248-nucleotide messenger RNA. Its product is annotated as arginine vasopressin-induced protein 1-like. The record is from RefSeq and is a predicted model, not a curated record. Bases 256 to 861 code for a protein of 201 amino acids. The transcript is spliced from 3 exons. Lineage: Eukaryota; Metazoa; Chordata; Actinopteri; Labriformes; Labridae.
CAAAGCCUUACCAGCCCUGAGAGGAGGACGCAGAGGAUCUGUGGUGUGCACUCAUUGGUGCUCCGACGACACUGCUUUGUGACUGAGGCUCAAGGGCAGAAAUGAACUGCAGGUGAUAAUACUGGAUAAACAGUUUUCCAGAGUAGAUCCAGCCAUUGUAGCAGCUUUCAUUAAAACCUAGAGAUUUCAAGGGAGAUGCAGCAGGAGUGACAGAACCCUGAUUAUCUCCGUAAAUUGUGAGUGUAGGGCCAGUGUAUGCCACCUUCUCCUGUGUUUCUCCUGAUGGACACUGGACCUGCCUCCCCUGCUCCUGCCUCCCUGGUAGCGGGCCCGUCCACACUGUGGCGGCUGGCUGAGAGGAGGAGCAGAAAAGCUGGCUCGGGUAAUAUUUUCAGCAGUGUGAAUCUGUGGCAGCUCCAGAGACUGUUCAGAGCAGCGGGGGACCAGGAUGCUGAGCAGAGGGCCCAGUUGGUUUGGGGCCAUGGGGACGAGUCAGAACUGGCUCAGGCUUUGAUAGGACUGAGAGCCCGGAGCCACAGGAGGGGGCUGAGGACUAACGGGAGAGAAGUACUGGGCUCACACUGGCUACGAGCCUUCAAUCACCUCAAGAUUGGAGAAAGCUCGCCAAGCAGCCAGGGGAAGGAUACCGCAGAGGAGAGCGAUUCUGAGGCAGACAGCAGUCCAGAGCCUCACCGAUACACCUCUGUAGGGACAACAGGAAGAGGCACAGGGGCCAGAGGGGGACUGACUGAGACUCAGGGCCCAGCAGGGACGUCUGAGAGACCGGUUAGAAAUGGCUCAGGAAUGAGGAAAGGAGGGGACAGCAACCCAGAGCGAUACCUUCAUAGAAUACUCCACUGACCUCCUACAUCUCGAUUGAGAUGCAGAACAGAUUAAGUCUGAGAGUCUGCACAACCUCAAUGAUUCUCCUGAAAAAAUGUGUUCAGAAACUAGAGAUACGCUGAAUUAACUUCACAGUUCAACCAACAUCUUCAGAAUUACAAAUGAUACUGGAUUUCUAGUUGAAAGAACACAACGUACUAGCCUCUUCUGACUCCAUGAAGGCUCGCCUCUUCACGGCAUUAAUCAGAUGAAGUAUGCUGGGAGACAGAUCUCCGUCUGUAUAAUAUCAAAGGCUGCACAAACCUCUGACUGGCUCCUGGUAGAUCACAGCAUUACACUGUCUUGCGUAAGCGUUAACCUUCUUGGACUUUUCCACUUUUCACGUUGCUUCAACCUGGAAAUGAGAUAGACUUAUUUUGUAUUUGAAUCGUUUGAUUAACUAACGAGCAGUCUGAGGAGCAGGUGUCUGCUGGCUGCACUGAUUAACCAUCAAUUGGUUGCACCUGGCAAGAAGUUCCCCAGCAAAACUCUCAUGGCUUUACAUUUCUUAUUAUAAAACAUGUUCAUACCAUGUUAAAUCCCCACUCUCACUUUAAAUUAGAGAUGUUUUGUGUUGGUCUGUUACAAUCAAAUUAAAACCCACUCCAAUCUUCAGCUGUAACUUGAUGACAUACAGAAGCCUUAAAGGGGAAUACUUAUGCAAGGCACUGCUUUUCAUGGUUGCCUCUCAACAACUGCCUUAUGUCUUUUUUCUUAAUUCACUCAACCACUCACACUUGACUUACAAACUGUUAAUAAUAAACAUUGUUGUGGCUUUCAGCUGUUACAUCCACUUUAAGUACCACAGAAAGCCGUACAUGAUGUAUGUGAGACGAUACACUUCAUUUGUGUGUGUGUUAGCCUUAUUUAUAUUCACAAUAAACUAAGUGUUAAACUUCUCCACCCACUGCAUGUUCCUCAAACACAUUAAAGUAGAAGUGCAAUAGGUCCAGUGUUAGGCGUUAUGAGACGUACUGUUAUUGAUUCCAAACAUACACACAGCCACAGCACGUUACGAGGUGUUGGCUCGAUGAUUCAGAUGAUUCAACACUUCUGCCAGGAGCCAAAGCGAGUCACUGGUUUGUUGUUAUUCAAACCAAAGAAUCCCACGAUCAGCCCUGCCUAGAAACCAAAUAUAAUACGUUAUUGCUGCGAGGUCGAACUCAGACAUGCACCUCAGAUUGCAGGGAUAGAAAAUCGAAAUGUUUUCAUUAAAAUAUUUGAGGUGACAGUGAGAAAACCCACUGUGCCUAUGAAAGACUGUCACUAAUGCUGUCAUAUUGCUGGAAACUUUAUGAACUUUUUCACAGUACUGUUUGAUGUAUACUUCUUAGAUGUCUUGAUAAUAAAGAAGUGAGUCUUUGUA